GGUAUUCCGCCAUCUUAAGUGAGAUUCCAAUCCGAAGUGAGCGAACAUGUUCAGUUCGAAGGGCACUGCGCACGGCAUAGGGAAUCAGGGAACAUCGAUACAUCACUUAACAGGAAGUGGAGAGCGAUAAUCACCCAACUGUCUUUGCGCGCAUGACGUCAUCGCAGUCAGAACGGUCAGUCAGAAGAACUAUGGAGGAGUUUACGUAUGUGUGGUCUAAAGAACAAACUGUGGAGUUUAUCCAAUUAAGGAGCCGACACGAGCAUCUCUUUACAGGGAAGAGAAAUGCAGCAAAAUAUGGAUGGGAAACAGUGAUUCAAAAGAUGGGACUAGAGGGCAAGGUAUCUGUCCAGCAGGCAUCUAGGAAGUGGGAGAACAUGAAAAAAAAGUACAAGGAAUUGAAGUACCCACCAACUGGGUCAGGAAGAGAAAACGGAGAGGAAACGGCAACCUCGUGGCCAUGGUAUAAUGCCAUGGAUGAGGCGAUUGGUCAGAAGGCAUCCAUAACACCACCAAUAAUAAUGUCAUCCCUACUUUCAAAUGAGGACCUGACCAUCAGUUCACCCACUUUUUUCACCAGCCCACCUCCUAUGGCCUCACUAACUCGCCCUUCUCCUAUGGCCUCACUAACUGGCCCUUCUCCUGUGGCCUCGGUCGCUGGCCCUUCUCCUGUGGCCUCGGUCGCUGGCCCUUCUCCUGUGGCCUCGGUCGCUGGCCCUUCUCCUGUGGCCUCGGUCGCUAGCCUUUCUCCUGUGGCCUCGGUCGCUGGCCCUUCUCCUGUGGCCUCGGUCGCUGGCCCUUCUCCUGUGGCCUCGGUCGCUAGCCUUUCUCCUAUGACUUCGGUCGCUGGUCCUUCUCCCAUGACUUCAGUCGCUGGCCCAUCCAUCAGAUCCAGCAUUCCUCCUACCAGGCGAAAAAAACGUGUGGCAACUGAAAUUUUAGAUUUCCUCCGGGAGGAAUCUGCCAAGGAGGAGGAACGAGAGAAACAAUUUACUGACUUUAAUGAGAGGUUUUUAACUCUCUUUGAGUCUUUUUUGAAAAAAUAAGUCCUUGUCUUUAAGGCAUUGUUCUCUUUCUAUAUCUGUUUUUACAUUUUGUUUACGUUGUAUGUGAUUUUUAUUGAGGUUUUUACACAAACAGACGCACAAAUGUUUAUUCAUUCAUUUAUUUAUGGGGAACUGUAUGUAGCUGUUCAUUUAUAUUUGUUUAUGAAAAUCUACUGACAUGUUUAAAAUAUAACUGCAUAACAUUAAUUCACAUAA
This is a messenger RNA of Paramisgurnus dabryanus, 1262 nucleotides long. RefSeq lists its product as uncharacterized. The record is from RefSeq and is a predicted model, not a curated record. NCBI's taxonomy places the organism in Eukaryota, Metazoa, Chordata, Actinopteri, Cypriniformes, Cobitidae.